UCGAGAUACGGUGCAAUCUGAGGUUGCCCUUCGAUCCGAUCUGACCGGCUUCGGUUUAUUGCCGCGUUCUGGAAACGGCAGAAUCUGCCGUGCACACACACACACACGCACACACCGGAUGGACCACCGAACGGUGUGCCGAAACAGGUUCGGCUUACAUCAACAAGAUCGGUGGCUAUAUAAGAAGACGAGCAUCACUGAGCUUCUUAUUAGUCACGAACAGAGUGCGUUAAAAGUUGGAUCAUUUCGGUUCGUUAUUGUUUCACGAUGGCAAAGUUUUUGGUUUCGUCCAUUUUCCUGCUGGUUGUCGCCGUGAUGGUGGUUAGCGCCCAAGGUCCUGGAGGACAUGGUGGACACGGAGGAUUUGGAGGUGAACACGGCGGCGGACACGGAGGGGGCGGCCAUGGAGGUGGCUUCCAGCAGCACGGACAUGGGGGCGGUGGCCAUGGGGGCGGUGGACAUGGAGGAGGUUUCGGAGGUCAGAGCGGCUUUGGAGGAGGCCACGGGGGUGGCGGUCAUGGAGGUGGCGGUCACGGAGGCGGCGGUCACGGCCACGGCUACAAGAAACACGGAUACUAGGCAAAUUUGAAACUACGAAAUAAAUGUUGGUUUAC
Molecule: messenger RNA, 614 nt
Organism: Anopheles cruzii
Lineage: Eukaryota; Metazoa; Arthropoda; Insecta; Diptera; Culicidae
Exons: 3
Coding region: 268-579 (103 amino acids)
Source: RefSeq, a predicted model, not a curated record